CUUACCUCAGUAGCUUGGGAUACUUUGCCCUCACGGCCCCGCCCCCAGAACCAGCCUGAGCAAUGGCGCUCACCACGACGGGGACGGCGGCGUGCUCGUGCCCGGGCGCGGAGCCAGGCAACGUGCUCGCGCCCGCGCAGGCGUCGGGGCUGCGUGCGGAGGGCGUGGCUCCGGCGGAGGGUGAGGUGAAGGAAGCGCUUCUGGAAAGGACUUCCUGUUGCUCCUCUCGGCCUUGGUUUACCCGCGGCCGCCAGCCCCUUUCCUCUCACCUCGCAGUGACUUUCUCGUGUUUUUCGUUCUCUCUUUACGAUUCAGUGCAUCCGCUUCUCCCACCAUCUUGAAGAAAAGGACUCUUUGCUCUUUUCCAAACCCACCACGAAGCAGGUUCUUUAAUCGGUCAUUCCAGUCCUUUCUGAGGUGUGUCAGGGCCACAGUUUGGAAGUCUCUGAGGGGCCGACUUUGACGUUAAAGUUCACUUGUGUGGAGAACCUUCUUUUUUGAAUCGUUCUAGAAUGUGACAUCAUCAGACUUGCUAAUCCUGUCCCCUGUUGCUUUAUCUGAGCAGAUUUGCCACCUGCGUUGUUUUUCAUAAUAGAAUACUCCUUGUUUCUGUGAAUACACAGCAGUCACAGUGACUCGUGGAGGCUUGAGGCAAGCAGUAGUGUGCUGGACUGCCCCACAGUAUUUUCUUGGAGAAAUAGUCAUGGAAGUGCUGCGCCCACAGCUUGUAAGAAUUGAAGGACGGAAUUACAGGAAGAACCCCAUCCAGGAGAAGACCUAUCAGCAUGAAGAAGAAGAUGAGGACUUUUACCGAGGCACCAUGGAGGACACCGAUGAGCCCUGUGAUGCCUACGAUGUGGAGCAGACCCCGCAAGGAUUCCGCACUACCAUGAGGGCCCCCAGCCUGCUCUACAAGCAUAUCGUUGGAAAGAGAGGGGAUACCAGGAAGAAAAUAGAGUUGGAGACUAAAACAUCUAUCAGCAUUCCCAAGCCUGGACAAGAUGGAGAAAUUGUAAUCACUGGCCAGUAUCGGAAUGGCGUAAUUUCAGCCAGAACUCGGAUUGAUGUUCUUUUGGACACUUUUAGAAGAAAGCAACCCUUCACUCACUUCCUCGCCUUCUUCCUCAAUGAAGCGGAGGUUCAGGAAGGAUUUCUGAAGUUUCAGGAGGCAGUUCUGGAGAAGUGCUCCAAGGAUCAUGGAGUUGAUAGCACCAUUUUCCAGAAGCCCAAAAAGCUUCACCUGACUAUUGGGGUGUUGGUACUGCUGAGUGAGGAAGAGAUCCAGCAGACAUGUGAAAUGCUACAGCAGUGCAAAGAGGAAUUUAUUAAUGACAUUUCAGGGGGCAAGCCCCUGGAAGUGGAGAUGGCAGGCAUAGAAUACAUGAACGACGAUCCUGGCAUGGUAGACGUUCUUUAUGCCAAAGUGCAUAUGAAAGAUGGCUCCAGCAGGCUGCAAGAGUUAGUCGAUCGAGUGCUGGAACGUUUCCAGGCAUCUGGACUCAUGGUGAAAGAAUGGAAUAGUGUGAAACUGCAUGCCACAGUCAUGAAUACCCUCUUCCGGAAAGAUCCCAAUGCUGAAGGCAGGUACAAUGUACACACUCCGGACGGCAAGUAUAUCUUCAAGGAAAGAGAAUCAUUCGAUGGCCGAAACAUUUUGAAGUUGUUUGAGAACUUCUACUUUGGGUCCCUACGGCUCAAUUCCAUUCACAUAUCUCAGAGGUUCACAGUAGACAGCUUCGGAAACUACGCCUCCUGCGGACAGAUUGACUUCUCCUGAGGUGGGUCUCAGAGAGCACCAGAAGCUGAACAUCCUCAUGAGGUGCUGAAGAUAAUCUCCACCCUCUACACCAAGGAGACAUGCAACAACGUGGAGGGUGACUUUCCCGGUGCUUUCUAGGGACUCCCCAAUGAGCAAAGCAGCAGGCAGGACGGUGGGGGCACAGGGGCAGCCUGUGUCUGUAGUCCCGGCCUGGUCUGUGUUUCAGGUUUCCCCGAUGCAUAUGGUAGAAUACACAUAAAAUGUCCCAUUUUCACCAUCUAUAA
Ochotona curzoniae (black-lipped pika) is the source of this 2043-nucleotide messenger RNA. It is a transcript of the gene ASCC1, whose product is annotated as activating signal cointegrator 1 complex subunit 1. Gene Ontology annotation, biological process: regulation of DNA-templated transcription; DNA alkylation repair. Bases 704 to 1777 code for a protein of 357 amino acids. Gene Ontology annotation, cellular component: nucleus. Lineage: Eukaryota; Metazoa; Chordata; Mammalia; Lagomorpha; Ochotonidae. Gene Ontology annotation, molecular function: RNA binding. The record is from RefSeq and is a predicted model, not a curated record. The transcript has 10 exons.